GAUAGAAAGGGGACAAGAAUAAGCAGUUAGGAGGCCAGGACACAAGAAGUUAAAGAGCGCCUAAUAUAUACAUGUUUUUGAAGGCGGGCAGAGGGGGGAAAAGUGCCCCCAGCGAGGGUCUAUGGGCCUGAUUGUAUAGUUAUGAUGGAACCCCUUUUCAGCAAGAGGAACCCGCCAGAGCUGAGAUUAGCGGAUUUGGCAACGGCUCAGGCCCAACAGCUUCAGAAUAUGACAGGCUUCCCGGUGCUGGCCGGCCCGCCCGCCCACUCCCAACUCCGCGCCGCCUCCGCGCAUCUCCACCCGCGGGACCCAGACACUGACCCCGGCGCGGCCAGCACUGCGCUGGGACCCGAGCACAUGGCACAGGCCAGUGGGCACGGCCCCAGCCCUCCCGCUCAGGCGCUGCGGGGACAGCCCCAGGUUCCCGCGCCCGCCGCCCGCUCCGCGGCCUCAGAGGCGCACCCGGGAGCCCGCACCCACCCCGACGGCGGGGGCAGCGGUGGCGCGCAGGCCUCGGCGCCCCCGCCUCCAGCCCCUCCUCUUCCUCCCUCCCAGUCCCCCUCUCCCCCUCCCCCGCCUCCUCCUUCUGCCCUCUCGGGCUACACCGCCACCAACAGUGGCGGCGGCGGCAGCAGCGGCAAAGGCCACAGCAGGGACUUCGUCCUCCGGAGGGACCUUUCCGUCACGGCCCCCGCGGCGGCCAUGCACGGGGCCCCGCUCGGAGGGGAGCAGAGGUCCGGCAGCAGCUCCCCCCAGCACCCGACCCCGCCUCCCCACCCGGCCGGGAUGUUCAUCUCGGCCAGCGGCACCUACGCGGGCCGGGACGGUGGCGGCCCCGCGCUCUUUCCCGCGCUGCACGACUCUCCGGGUGCUCCUGGCGGGCACCCGCUCAACGGCCAGAUGCGCCUGGGGCUGGCGGCCGCUGCAGCGGCUGCGGCCGAGCUGUACGGCCGCGCGGAGCCACCCUUCGCUCCGCGCUCAGGGGACGCGCACUACGGGGCGGUGGCGGCCGCUGCAGCCGCCGCCUUGCACGGCUACGGAGCCGUGAACUUAAACCUGAACCUGGCUGCGGCCGCGGCGGCCGCGGCGGCCGCGGGGCCCGGGCCCCACCUGCAGCACCACGCGCCGCCCCCGGCGCCGCCGCCAGCGCCCGCGCAGCAACCUUACCACCCCCACCUCCCGGGGGCGGCCGGGGCCUUCCUGCGCUACAUGCGGCAGCCAAUCAAGCGGGAGCUCAUCUGCAAGUGGCUGGACCCGGAGGAGCUGGCCGGGCCGCCGCCGCCGCCGCCUGCGGCCAGCGGCGCCAAGCCCUGCUCCAAAACUUUCGGCACCAUGCACGAGCUGGUGAACCACGUCACGGUGGAGCACGUGGGCGGCCCGGAGCAGAGCAGCCACGUCUGCUUCUGGGAGGAAUGUCCGCGCGAGGGCAAGCCCUUCAAGGCCAAGUACAAGCUCAUCAACCACAUCCGCGUGCACACCGGAGAGAAGCCCUUCCCCUGCCCGUUCCCGGGCUGCGGCAAGGUCUUCGCGCGCUCCGAGAACCUCAAGAUCCACAAGCGCACUCAUACAGGGGAAAAGCCUUUCAAAUGUGAAUUUGAUGGCUGUGACAGGAAGUUUGCCAACAGCAGUGAUCGAAAGAAACAUUCCCAUGUUCACACCAGUGACAAGCCCUACUACUGUAAGAUCCGAGGCUGUGACAAAUCCUAUACUCACCCAAGCUCUCUGAGGAAACACAUGAAGAUUCACUGCAAGUCCCCCCCACCUUCUCCAGGAGCCCUUGGAUACUCAUCAGUGGGGACUCCGGUGGGUGACACUUUAUCCCCUGUGCUGGACCCAACUAGGAGUCGAUCCAGCACUCUGUCCCCUCAGGUGACCAACCUCAGUGAGUGGUAUGUUUGCCAGGCCAGUGGGGCCCCCAGCCACCUCCACACGCCUUCCAGCAAUGGAACCACCUCUGAGUCUGAAGACGAGGAAAUGUACGGGAACCCUGAAGUUGUGCGGACGAUACAUUAGAAUGAUUAUUAGUGAGUGAGAUAGUAAGUGGGAGUCCUUGGACCAUAUCCUAACCUGAGACAAUGCCGAGCCUGAGACUAACUGGUGACUCAGACUUGCCACCGGGUCUAAUUAGCCCUAUUUAUUCAGUAUGAAACCCUAUGGUGUUUGUACAUUUAAUUAAUUUAAUUAAGGU
Molecule: messenger RNA, 2188 nt
Organism: Phodopus roborovskii (desert hamster)
Lineage: Eukaryota; Metazoa; Chordata; Mammalia; Rodentia; Cricetidae
Gene: Zic5
Product: Zic family member 5
Exons: 2
Coding region: 142-2013 (623 amino acids)
Biological process (GO): central nervous system development; regulation of transcription by RNA polymerase II
Cellular component (GO): nucleus
Molecular function (GO): DNA-binding transcription factor activity, RNA polymerase II-specific; RNA polymerase II cis-regulatory region sequence-specific DNA binding
Source: RefSeq, a predicted model, not a curated record